AUGCUUCAAGGCUCCCCAAAGGAUAGCAAAAGGGUCGAUCUUAUCCAACGGCAGCUCUUCAGGAAAAAGCUUGUGGCUGUUGGAGACGGGGCCUGUGGAAAAACCUCCUUGUUGAUUUCUUACUGCAGAGGGGAAUUUCCGGAGGAGUACAUCCCCACUGUGUUUGAAAACUAUGUCACGGAAAUUUCUUUAGACGGUGGCAGGGUCAUUGUUGACAUGGCGUUAUGGGAUACUGCAGGUCAAGAAGAUUAUGACCGUCUGCGUCCACUUUCGUAUCCAGACUCGGACAUUGUUCUGCUUUGUUUUUCGAUUGAUGCGCCAGACUCGCUACGCAGCAUCAUUGAAAAGUGGCAUCCGGAGGUUUCCCAUUUUUGCGAUGGUGCUCCAGUAAUUCUGGUGGGAUGCAAAUCCGAUUUGAGGGAUGAUCCAUCGGUGAUCGGCCGUCUGGCGCGGCUGAACCAACGGCCCAUUUCAUAUGAAGAGGCCUCUGACGCUGCGUACAGAAUCAAUGCCUACAGAUACGUUGAAACCUCGGCAAAGGUCAAAGAUGGCCUUUCCGAUCUAUUUGCCACAGCAGCAAGGGCCUCCAUAGCAAAAGAACAAAGCUACAAACCGGAGGAAAGGAAAAGCAGCCUCGUACCCACACUACUUUCCCCGGCACAGCGAAGGGCGCCAGCCGCCAAAAAACACGAAUGCUCCAUGAUGUAG
Messenger RNA from Mitosporidium daphniae, 708 nucleotides. Its product is annotated as putative Ras log protein. NCBI's taxonomy places the organism in Eukaryota, Fungi, Microsporidia. The coding region runs from base 1 to 708 and encodes 235 amino acids. The record is from RefSeq and is a predicted model, not a curated record. Gene Ontology annotation, biological process: small GTPase-mediated signal transduction. The transcript is spliced from 3 exons. Gene Ontology annotation, molecular function: GTP binding; GTPase activity.